This is a messenger RNA of Glycine soja, 711 nucleotides long. RefSeq names its product MYB-like transcription factor ETC1. Gene Ontology annotation, biological process: cell differentiation. The record is from RefSeq and is a predicted model, not a curated record. The transcript is spliced from 3 exons. Gene Ontology annotation, molecular function: transcription cis-regulatory region binding. Lineage: Eukaryota; Viridiplantae; Streptophyta; Magnoliopsida; Fabales; Fabaceae. Gene Ontology annotation, cellular component: nucleus. The coding region runs from base 110 to 337 and encodes 75 amino acids.
CACCCAAUCUUCACGAGCAACCAUGUUGUCCUAGCAAUGACCUUCUUCUAUUAAUACCACCCAAAUAACCUUGUCUUCAAACACACUUAAUUCUCCACGCCUCCUUGCAAUGGCUGACUCGGAUCUCUCUUCAAGUCAAAUUUCUACACAUUCUACUGAUUCAGGAAAUCGAGGGUCUUCCAAAGUUGAAUUUUCUGAAGAUGAGGAAACCCUCAUCAUCAGGAUGUAUAAACUGGUAGGGGAGAGGUGGUCUAUAAUUGCUGGAAGGAUUCCUGGAAGAACAGCAGAGGAAAUAGAGAAGUAUUGGACUUCAAGAUUCUCGGGCUCUAGUGAAUGAAGCUCCGGAGUACUACGAUUGGUGUUCAGUCUAGGACGAGCAAGAAGAUUUUGGGUGCAAGAUUAGUGUGAUUUUGUGGGACAUAAAAACUGAAUUAAAGUUGGCAUAGUUUAUAGGUAUUUGUAUUGGCUAUAAAAAAAGAAGUGGGGCAGCAACUAUAGAAGCUGGUUUGUGUUAUAUUUCUCCAUCUUGAAAUGUUGCUUGGUGUGAUAUUUUCCAUCUUGAAAUGUUCCUUGGUGAUUGGUCUUUUCUGAAUUGUACUUAGUGCUGUUCAUCUUCGUGUAUCUUAUUCAUUUACCAUUUUGGCUUUUUAUCUUGCGUCUGAAAUCUGUAUUGGAAAUGAGAAUUAAUUAGAGACAGGUUCAGUAUUGUCA